Messenger RNA from Puma concolor (puma), 732 nucleotides. RefSeq names its product pro-apoptotic WT1 regulator (gene PAWR). Gene Ontology annotation, cellular component: cytoplasm. Gene Ontology annotation, biological process: apoptotic process; positive regulation of apoptotic process. NCBI's taxonomy places the organism in Eukaryota, Metazoa, Chordata, Mammalia, Carnivora, Felidae. The record is from RefSeq and is a predicted model, not a curated record.
CCCGGCCCCCGGCGGCCCGAGGACGAGCCGCCUCCCACCGCCGCGGCCGCGGUCUCCGCCUCGGGGGCACCGCCGGCCCGGGGCGACGACGAGGAGCGGGACGGCGCCCAGGACAAGGGCAAGAGCUCGGGCCCCAGUGCCAGGAAGGGCAAGGGGCAGAUCGAGAAAAGAAAGCUGCGCGAGAAGCGUCGCUCCACCGGCGUGGUCAACAUCCCCGCGGCAGAGUGCUUAGAUGAAUAUGAAGACGAUGAAGCAGGGCAGAAAGAGCGGAAACGAGAAGACGCAAUUACACAACAGAACACGAUGCAGAAUGAAGCUGCCAGCUUAUUAGAUCCAGGCAGUUCUUAUCUGCUACAAGAGCCAUCUAGAACAGUUUCAGGCAGAUAUAAAAGCACAACUACUGCCUCUGAAGAAGAUGUCUCAAGUAGAUAUCCCCGAACAGAUAGAAGUGGGUUCAGCAGAUAUAAUAGGGAUGCAAAUGCUUCAGGUAAUUUGGUCUCAAGUAGCAUGUUGGAAAAGAAAAUUGAAGAUCUUGAAAAGGAAGUAGUAAGAGAAAGACAAGAAAACUUAAGACUUGUGAGACUAAUGCAAGAUAAAGAGGAAAUGAUUGGAAAACUCAAGGAAGAAAUUGAUUUGUUAAAUAGAGAUCUAGAUGACAUAGAAGAUGAAAAUGAACAACUAAAGCAAGAAAAUAAAACUCUUUUGAAAGUUGUUGGUCAGCUAACAAGGUAG